This is a messenger RNA of Dunckerocampus dactyliophorus (ringed pipefish), 3640 nucleotides long. It is a transcript of the gene tex264a, whose product is annotated as testis expressed 264, ER-phagy receptor a. The record is from RefSeq and is a predicted model, not a curated record. The transcript is spliced from 4 exons. Lineage: Eukaryota; Metazoa; Chordata; Actinopteri; Syngnathiformes; Syngnathidae. Bases 203 to 1213 code for a protein of 336 amino acids. Gene Ontology annotation, biological process: protein-DNA covalent cross-linking repair; reticulophagy. Gene Ontology annotation, cellular component: endoplasmic reticulum membrane; replication fork; autophagosome membrane.
UCUAUCCAGGAAGCCGAUCCAACUGUUCGGGGGGAAAGCAGCGUAAACAAACUUGUCAUUUCCUCAGCUCUUGAACGGCAACUGCGACCAGCCACCAAAGUGAACACUUUUUCUCCUGACCCUCUCGUCCUUUUAACCAUCGUAUGAACCCGGAAGAGGACGUCUAAAGCCGGACAGACUUCUCCAAAAGCCAAGAAAAAACAUGUCUGAUUCCAUUCUGCUUCUCCUCAUCGUCGUCCUCCUGGUGUGUUUGCUGGUGACACUGGUGGGCUUCCUGGUGUAUUCCGGCCUGCUGGCGGACGUGGUGAUAAAGACCGGGCCGCCUCCAGUUCGAAAUGUCACCAUUGCUUAUAAGUUCAAAGAGGGACCGUACAAGGAGUGCGGGGCGGCUUUCGCCGAGCCUUGCAGCAUUGGACCCAAGCAGAGAACCAUUGCUAUCUACUACGAUGACCCCAAGCAGAGACCUGCGGAGAAGUGCCGCUACGUCGCAGGCAGCGUUCUGUGUGAAGGGGAGGAGAAGCCGGACGAAGAACUGCAGAAGCUCUACGAGAGGUUUGGCUUCAAGGUGUUCUCUCUGCCAGAAGUUAGCCACGCCGUGACCACCAGCUUCCCCGCCACGACACCGCUGUCCUACAUUCUGGCACCUUUCAGGGUCUACCCCAAGCUCACGGCCUACAUCGAGGAGAGGAAGCUGUCGGCCUUCCCAAUUAUUGAGAUUUGUGCGUCGGUCGUCGCCAAUUACAUGGUGCCGCUGUCCCGCCAGACUGAUUUCUUUGUUCCAGAGGUGAGGGAUGAGGUGAAAGCAGACGUGAAAGAAGACGACUCUGAUGAAGACAGAGGAACUGACAUCACAGGUGCCGACUCGCACAGCGACGUGAGCUCGGGCAGCGGGGGCGUGCCCUGGGACAGCCGGGAGACCUCGCUGGCCGCAUCCACCGCCGCCUCCCUGGCCUCGUCCCUGCCGCUGAGGGACGUGAUGGACGCGGCGCACGGAGACACCAAGCACGCCAGAGACGGCAGCGAGCCGGGCUCGGACGUGUCGCUGGGCAGCGGCUCGUCCUUCGAGGAGCUGGCCGUGGCUCAGGAGGGCGAGGAGCGGGAAGGCAGGGAGGAGGAGGACGUCCCUGAGGGAGGGGAUAGAGAAGAUGCUGAACUUUUGGAGGAGGAGGAGGAGAAGAAGAAGGAGCCUUUGGGGGACGGCGGCGAGGAGUGACGAUGCGGAGCGAUGAGUGUUGUUGUGGUUUCUGUCACGUCAUCUUGACUCUUUUAAUUCUCCCUACUUUUUGUCUCAUAAAAGCUCAUAUUCCCAGCUUGUACCUGAAGGCCUCACUCAAGUCCCUUCAUUAGGCACACCUGCACCACCUAAUGACAUCCAAGACAAGCGCUGCCUUUAAAAGGAUCACCACGCCACGUUUGGAUUCUUUUUAGUGUUUGUUGGGGCGACUUUGGGCGUUUUCGAUGUCUUUCUAUUCCACAUAAACUACAAUAUAAAGGAUUAUGGGACUAAUUCAUGCACAGGAUGAUGCGUAUUGUAACUUUUCCCCCAACCUCAUUUUCCAAAAAUUACAACUUUGUUUUGUUUUGUUUGUUUCUCAUAAUAUUCCAACAUAAAAAAAUUAAUAAAAUUCUAGAAUAUUUCAGUUCUAACCCAGUAAAAUGACUUAUUUUUCCUCCUAAUGUUACGCGUUUAUUCUCGGAGAAUUGCAACUUUUUUCUCGUUAGAAUGCAACUUUUUGCUCUUAAUGUUUUGACUUUAUUCUCCUAAAAUUGCAGCUGUUUUUCUUCCAUUUCUGCUGUUUUUUUCUCACAUAUUACAGCUUUCUUUUUGUAAAGUUUCUUCUAAGAAUUCUAACUUUAUUCCCAUAAUAUUUUGACUUUAUUCUUGUAACAUUAGAACUUUUUUCCACAACUUGAUUUUCUUUAUUUUUUUGUUUUAGUACAACUUUAAAAAAAUAUUUUUUUGUUAAUAUUGAAAUAAUUUUUCCUCAUAAUAUUACAAGUUUAUUCUCGUAAAAUUGCAACUUUUUUCUCGUUAGAAUGCAACUUUUUGCUCUUAAUGUUUUGACUUUAUUCUCCUAAAAUUGCAGCUGUUUUUUCCAUUUCUGCUGUUUUGUUUUCCACCUAUUCCAACUUUCUUUUUGUAAAUUUUCUUCUCAUAAUUAUGACUUUAUUCCCACAAUAUUUUGACUUUAUUCUCAUAACAUUAGAACUUUUUCCACAACCAGAUUUUCCAAAAAUUACAACUUUAUUUUGUUUUGUUUAUUUCUCAUAAUAUUCCAACCUUUACAAAAACAUAUUUUUUUUCUUUCAUAUUUAAACUUUAUGCUACUAAAAUGUUAUUUUUCCCUCAGAAUAUUAUGAUUUUACUCUUCUAGUAUUACGACAUAUUACAACUUUUUUGUCUUGAUAUUUGACAUGUUCUCUUAUUUUGUCUACCAUAUUGGGUAAUAAGCAGGUAAGUUACUUCACGUCUCGAGGGCUCUAACAAUGUUAAAAAGCGUAUUUAGAAGGUAAUAAACAGGUUUUCUACGCUCUAACUACAAAAAUAUUCAAUUUAUGAAAAAGGAAUCCUACUUUGUGGAAAUUCACUUACCGGAGUCGUGUGUGGAGCCAAUGAGCCGCCAUAAAGGGGGGGUAACUUUCAUGUGUAUGAGUAUCAGUACUUGCCCCUUUCAUAAUUUGUUAUGCUGGCAAAGUACUAGAAAGCAGUGGUGGAGUACAACACUGCAAUCUACAGUAAUAAAUGGGUUAAAAAAACGCAGCUUUUGUGUGGAUGUGAUGAGAAAGUGGAGGUGGGCGUACCUAAUAAAGAGUCCAGUGAGAAGAGCAGUCGGCAUAUUGAGUUGAAUUGACUUUGAAUUCCCCCCAUGGACGCGAUGUACAGCACAUGCUUGUCUGCCAGAAUAAAACAUUUCACUUCCUCUUUUGAAGAGUGCGUUUCUUGCAAAGGAAGUGUUCCUCGACGUGUGCGCCGAUGGCUUGUUUGACUUCUUAGCGUCAUCCAAUGACUUCAUCUGCGCUCUUAGAAGCCGCCUCCUGUUCAGACGGGAGCGUUUCAAUCGUUGAUGUCGGGAUUCUUCUUCUUGUGUCACCUUGACGUGUUUGUGGGACGAUGCUGCACGUCUGCACAGAAGGAUGCUUGAUGGACGCCCAUCUGCCUCCUGUCUGCUAAUGAGCGUCAUGACCUACACUGCAAACUCUUGUCGUUACAUCCACCGCAGUAAAUACCACAGCUGCUGACCAGCUGUGCAGGACACACGUCCUCCCUGCAUGUCCUCCCCGUGUCUUCUACACACCGCAUGUCCUCCCCGUCUUCCGCACCACAUAAUCUCACUACAUGACGUGUCCUCUGCACCAGCGGUCAAUUGACCAAAUGACCUCGGCCCGGGACCCACAUUUUGCAGUGGUCAUUAAGUCACGACCAACAAGUCAUUUCUAUUUGUAUUUUAUUAUUUAAAUUCCAUUAUUGUUAGACUUUCAUUGGGGCAUUUUUGUUUUUAUACAUUUUUACACUUUUAUUGAAGACCUUUUUAUUGUUACUUUUUAUACUUUUAUUUGUCAUUUUUAUUUUCAUGUUUAUAAAUGUUCACACUUAUUUAAGUCGUUUUUAUUAGUUUUUAUACUUUUAUUUAAGACAUUU